Molecule: messenger RNA, 2954 nt
Organism: Selaginella moellendorffii
Lineage: Eukaryota; Viridiplantae; Streptophyta; Lycopodiopsida; Selaginellales; Selaginellaceae
Product: serine carboxypeptidase 24
Exons: 8
Coding region: 1405-2883 (492 amino acids)
Biological process (GO): RNA modification; proteolysis
Cellular component (GO): intracellular membrane-bounded organelle
Molecular function (GO): serine-type carboxypeptidase activity; RNA binding; protein binding
Source: RefSeq, a predicted model, not a curated record
AUGCGUCAUGCUGCUCGACAUCGCUUUGGCAUUUGCAGCAGAUCCACAACACCUGGUGCAGGACCUUCCAGGGCAGCCAGCAGUGGGAUUCAAGCACUACGCAGGCCAAAUCCAGAUCAAUGCCACUGCAGAUCGUUCACUCUUCUAUUGGUUUUAUGAGGCAGAUCAUCCAAAUGCUUCCUCAUUGCCAUUGGUGCUAUGGCUCAAUGGAGGGCCAGGGUGUUCAUCCAUUGGAGCUGGAGCUCUCGAAGAAAUCGGCCCUUUCCGUGUGAAUGCUACAGCCACAGGGUUGUUCCUCAACCCAUAUUCCUGGAACAAAGCUGCAAAUUUUAUCUUUUUGGAGGUUCCUUACAACACCGGAUUCUCGUUUACAAAUUUGCUAUCAGAUGAUGGGUUCUGGACAGACAAUCAAACAGGUCAGUAAACUUAUGAAUUUAAGUACUUUUGUAUUAUGAAGUUUUGACUGUGCAACCACAGCUGUGGAUUCGUUGUUGUUUCUCAUCGAGUUUCUAUCCAAGUUCUCAGAGUAUAAGCAGAACGAAUUUUAUAUUGCAGGGGAGAGCUUUGCAGGGCAUUUUAUUCCAACAUUGGCUUCUAAGAUUAUUGGGCAUAAUCAGCAAGGUGACAAUCCAAUCAAGUUUAAAGGAUUUGCAAUUGGCAAUCCUUCUACAGAUGACUUAUACGACGUCCCUGGUAACAGAGAGACACUCUUCGCCCAUGCGGUGAUCUCCGAGGAACUUUAUGAAGGAGAGAAGCUCUACUGUAACAAACCAAAUGCAACCGAAGAAGAAUCCAUGAAAUGCUCCAACAUCUCUUUGCAAAUCUUUACCUUGCAACUCCAAGUCAGUCCUUACAAUCUUUACUCAGUGCCGACGUGCAAUCCCUGCUUCGAUGCUGUGACAAACUAUCUCAAUCUUCCGGAAGUCCAAGCUGCAUUACACGUUCAGACCAGGCCAGUGCGCUGGACUAGAUGCAACCCAAGUAUCGACAGGAGCUACUUGCCAAUCGACAAGCAGCGGUCAAUGCUUCCAGUGUACAGAGAUCUGUUUGAGCAUAAUCUAAGAAUAUGGAUUUACAGUGGGGAUGUGGAUAGCGUGGUUUCCACACUCUCGACUCGACGCUGGCUCAAAGCACUCAACCUGAGCGUCGUGACCUCAUGGUAUGGAUGGGGGUACCCGGGCGAGGGGAUUGCCUAUCUGGGAGGGCGAGCUGAGGUGUAUGAUUCAUUGACAUUUGCGUCGGUGAGAGGUGCUGGGCAUCAGGUUCCAAGAGACAAGCCAGGAGAGGCGCUGUUUCUCUUUAAGCAUUUCAUUGCAGGGACACAACUUCCACCAGCAAAUGAUCUACUUCUUGUUAAUAGAUUGUAGAGAUCUUUGCCUAUAGAUAAAGGAUAUAUUCGAUGGAAUGCCUUCCAUCGGAGAAGCCCAAUGCCGAGACUCGCCCAUCUUCGCGUCUCUCUUGCGGAGCUCCGGAUCGGCCGCGGAGGUGGAGCGCGCACAUUCGCAGAUCGCAAGAAAUGGCGGAGAUCGCGAGACCUUUCUUGGGAAUCUGCUGGUUCAGAUGUAUGGGCGAUUUGGGCGCGUCGAGAAUGCCGCGGCUGCGUUUGAAAGGAUCGCCAUCAAGAACGUCUACUCCUGGAAUCUCAUGCUCGCAGUAUUUGCCGACAAUGGGCAUUUGGAACGAGCGAUGGAGAGUUUUGAAAUGGCGCCGGAGAAGGAUGCGUGCUCGUGGACGACAAUGCUCGUGGCUUACGCGCGCAAUGGUUUUGUGGAUCGAGCGAAGGAUCUCUUUGAUGCGAUGCCGCGGCGAGAUCUUGUGGCCUGGAACUCGAUGAUCGCAACUUAUAGCCAGAACGGGCAUCCCUGGCAAGCGAUCUCUCUGCACAGGAGGAUGAACCUCGAGGGGAUCAAGCCCGACGAGCUGACGAUCAUCAGCCUCCUGGAUUCCUGCUCGCUGGGAAUUGGCGAUCGCUCUUUGCUCGACGAGGCAAAGUCGAUACACUCGACGAUCAUCCGGCACAGCAGCGAGCUCUCCACCAGCCUCAAAGUUUGCAACGCUCUCAUCCACCUCUACGGCCGAUCCAAGCUCCUCGAGCAAGCCAUGGAGAUCUUCCAGGGAAUGGUUACCAGGGAUUGCAUCUCCUGGACAUCGAUCGUCGCGGCGCUCAACCAGAGCGGCGACUCCAAGCGCGCGCUUGCCGCCUUUCGAUCAAUGGAGCUCCACGGGAUCAAGCCCAGCAGCGUCACCAUGAUCGAGGCCCUGGACGCGUGCGCGAUCGCGGGUGCCAUAGCCGAGGGCCGGGAGCUCCACGCGAGGACGGUGGCGGCGGGCUCAUUCCUGCGAGACCUUAGCGUACGGAACGCGGUUCUUAGCAUGUACGGCAGGUGUGGCAACUUGGUGGAAGCCCGGGUGGUGUUUGAGGAGAUGGAGAUUCCCGGGCGGGACGUUGUGACUUGGAACGCGAUGGUGGCGGCGUAUGCUAGAAACGGCGCUGGAUGGGAAGCUUUCGAGCUGUUCCAGCGGAUGAAGCUCGAGGGGAUUGAUCCGGAUGGUAUCACCGUGGUUUGCAUCGUGUCGGCGUGUAGCCACUCGGGGCUGGCUCGCCAUGGUUUGAGCUGCGUCGCGUCGAUCUAUGGCGACUUUGGAGUGGAGGCGAGGGCGGAGCAUCUGAAUUGCGUGCUGGAUUUGCUGGGGCGGAUUGGGUCUAGCGUGGAGGAAGCUGGGGAUUUGAGCAGCGUGGAUGAGGUUGGAGUGAGGACUUUGCUGGGAGCUUGCCGGGUUCACGGUGGUGGUCGUGGUUUGAUUGGCUCGUCGGGAAAUUUUGGUGGUGCUUGUUCGACGGAGCGGUAUGUGAUGAUCUCCAACAUCUGUGCUCAGAAGUAGCAUUUUAUUGUUUAUCAAAAAUGUAAAUUCAAAAAAAAUCUAAUUCCACCAAGUCCAUGCAAUCUUCUUCA